Molecule: messenger RNA, 774 nt
Organism: Caenorhabditis briggsae
Lineage: Eukaryota; Metazoa; Nematoda; Chromadorea; Rhabditida; Rhabditidae
Exons: 6
Coding region: 1-774 (257 amino acids)
Source: RefSeq, a predicted model, not a curated record
AUGGAACCUCAUGUUCCGUUUUUCGAAGUUUCUCUCAACGAAAAAUGUGAAAACUUGUCUGAUUGCCCAAACGGUUCUUACGAUUGUCUCUCGGUUGUUGGCCUCAAUAACUCUAGAUGCAUCAGAGACGUCAAAGAAAUUUGUACCGGAGGAAUUCCAAUUAAUCCCGUAACUACUUGCUCCCGAGACACUGACUGUAGCCCUGGAUGGUGCGAUUUGGAGACACAAAAUUGUUGUGACGUUGAUCAGAAAUCCUCAGAACUUCCAAUGUGUCCGGAUAGAGUGACUCCUUUGUACGCUCAACAAAAAUGCAGAGACGUUGAAAAAGAUAUGGUUUAUUCCGGAACCAGUGAACAGAAGGGUGGAUUAUGCUAUAAAGGAUACAGCUGUCCGCCAAAAAUCAAGCGUAAAUCAGAUGAAUUCUACGGUGUUGAAAUAUUCGAAACCAAUAUUAGCUGCUCGACAGAGCAAAGUGUCAGCGGACCGUAUUCUUUCAUGUUCUGUAAUAAUCGUACUGGACACCUUUGGUUUAUGGGACAAUAUAAUGUAAAUGGAGAUGAAGUUACAAGGCAUUGGACGCAUUGUCAAUUCAAUAAAGAUUGUGGAAAAGGACAUGUUUGUGUUAAAGAAGAUUUGGCAAGAUUUAGAUGUUAUGAUGAUCCGACAAUCAAAGUGAACUACAAUUGGAUUGUUAUUCGUCUUCUGGCCAUGUUUUUUGUUCCAGUCUUUUUCCUAAUUGGUAUCAUCAUAUUGAAUGUAAAAUAUUUAGAUUGA